GCCUUCGUGGCUACGUCAUUGAUACGUCUACGUAGUAAGAAAAAUGUCUGCCUCCUAGGAUGGAGUAAAUCUUUCUCGAGUUUCAACGUUCAUACUUUGACGAUGUCAUCAACCGACACACAGCAAGCAACAAUGCCAGAUGUUCUGAAGACAGAGACGAUCCCCGAGGAUCUAAAUAAACAGAACAUGUCAGAACUCCUAAAGAAUGACAAUAAGCCAGUGCUUCCGAUAAAAGACAAGAAACCAGGGCUUCUGACAAAAGACAAUAAUCCUGCGGUUCUAAAGAAGAAAAAGAAGAAGAAGCCUGAGAUUCCGAGAAGGAAGAAGAAACCAGAUGAUCCCAGUAAGCCAGUUCCAUUAAACCUGAACAACGAGGUGGUGAGGAUGAGGAAGGAGGUGAAGAGGGUGAGGGCACUGGUCAUCAGGAAGCUGACCAGGCAGAUAGCAGGUCUGAAGAAGAAGAAAGGGAAGGAGGAAGAUCUGGAGAGGAACCGGAGGAGGGUAGGAAGACUGCUGGAGGAAAUCCAUGAGAUGAAGACACUCAAACCUGAUCCGGUGACCAAGGCUGCCCUCCAGAAGAACCUGAGUUUUGAGUUUGUCUGUAAGAACCCAAAGGCCACCAUCUCUGACCGAGCUGUAGCCCGUAUCGCCACUCACCCCCAGUUCAGCAAGAAGAUAGACACCAUCAAAGCUGCCAUCAAAGCCUUCAAGGAUGAAAGGAUGACAGUGGAGAAAGGAGAGAAGAAAGGAACGGUUAAAAAACAGCCUUCAGAGGUGGUAGAGGUGAUCGAGCAGCCGGAGGACAGUGAUGGAGAAGGAGGGGUGGAAGAGGGGAAGGGAGAGGUAGAGGGAGAUGAAGACGAGAUGGAUGAGGAGGAAGAUGGAACACCUGUGGAGAGUCUAACGGUUGAUGAACCAGCUGUUAUAGAAAAGCAACCUGUUGAUAAGACUGUUAGGGUUACAGAAGAAGAAACUUCCCCAUUAGAGAAUAAAGAGUCCCCCAUAUCGAGUACAGUAUCUGACCCUCAGCCCAAGGAGAUGUCAGAGGCUGAUAAGACUCUGACAGACUCAUCCACUCCCUUCACAAUAGAGGCCCCACAAAUAGUACCUACACAGAACAUAGUAACACAGAACAUAGCAACCAUGAAAAACGCACCACAGAAGCAAGUAACCCAGAAACUCACAAAGGACACUCCAGCCACUCAGAAGACUCAAGACCCCAAACCCCAGAAAGACUCUAAACCUCAAAACAAGGAGGAGGACAAAGAAGGAGAAGAGGAGGAUGACGAUGAUGAGGAAGAGGAAAGCGACUUGGAGUCUUCGGAAGAUGAGGAAAGCGACUUGGAGUCUUCGGAAGACGGAGAGAAGGAGUAUUUUGACGACAGCACGGAGGAGCGUUUCCGUAAGCAGUCCUCCCAGUCGGAUGAGAGCGACAACGACGACUUCUUCCUUGGGAAAGUCACCAAGUUCAAGAAGAAGAAGAGUGACACGGCUACAGCGCCACCAGGAGGAGGGGAGGGGAAGAGCAGCGUGCUGGGGAAAAACCCACUGCUGGAACCACUGGAGAGCUUAGAACCACACCAGACGGAACUGGAUAAACUGGAGUCCAGGUUGAACUCCAAGGGGAAGUCUGUCUUCUGCUCCAGCCUGUCUGGUUCCAGAGGUGGCAGGGGUGGAGGUAGAGGUGGAGGCAGGGGUGGAGGUAGAGGUGGAGGCAGGGGUAUGGGCCGAGGAGGGGACUUCAAGAACCGGGGAAGAGGGGGACAUGAUAGGGGUUCUGGAAGGGGAAGGGGAGACUUUGGCCGGCAACAGGAACGCAGAGGGAUCUCCUCCACCCCUUCAUCUCAGCCACCACAGCAGGCUCUGCACCCAUCAUGGGAGGCCAGUAAGAAGAGGAAGGAGCAGCAGACUGUGAUAGUGGCCUUCCAGGGAAAGAAGAUCAAGUUUGAUGAUGAUUGAGCUAGGGCUGGGUGAUAUGCCCGAAACACAUCACAACAUUUUUAACGGUGUUUGGCUGUAUUUUAUGUUUUUGAAUAAAAGUUCUACAUUUACA
Coregonus clupeaformis (lake whitefish) is the source of this 2053-nucleotide messenger RNA. Its product is annotated as serum response factor-binding protein 1-like. The coding region runs from base 103 to 1959 and encodes 618 amino acids. The record is from RefSeq and is a predicted model, not a curated record. The transcript is spliced from 3 exons. Gene Ontology annotation, biological process: maturation of SSU-rRNA. NCBI's taxonomy places the organism in Eukaryota, Metazoa, Chordata, Actinopteri, Salmoniformes, Salmonidae. Gene Ontology annotation, cellular component: nucleus; 90S preribosome.